Molecule: messenger RNA, 1533 nt
Organism: Rhinocladiella mackenziei CBS 650.93
Lineage: Eukaryota; Fungi; Ascomycota; Eurotiomycetes; Chaetothyriales; Herpotrichiellaceae
Exons: 2
Coding region: 1-1533 (510 amino acids)
Molecular function (GO): succinate-semialdehyde dehydrogenase (NAD+) activity
Source: RefSeq, a predicted model, not a curated record
AUGGCCCCUAGUCUGCCCUUUGAACUGAAAGACCCCGACCUCUUCCACCAGGAAUCGUAUAUUGAUGGGAAAUGGGUUGGGGCAAAGAGUGGCAAACGGUUUGACAUCGUCGACCCAGGCACCGACAAGAUGUGGGCCUCAUGUCCCGACAACGCGGUUGAAGAUGUCGACAACGCCAUCCAAUCCUCAUACAAAGCAUUUCAGGAAUAUAGUAUCCUCAACCCCCGGAAACGGGCCCAGAUGCUGAUGAAAUGGCACGAACUCAUCACCGCAGCCAAGGAGGAUCUGGCCAAAAUCCUGACCUACGAGACGGGCAAGCCUCUGGGUGAAGCAAUGGGAGAACUCGACUAUUCGCUCGGCUUCACCUGGUGGUUUGCUGGCGAGGCCGAGCGUAUCCACGGCUCUGUUUCGGUGCCCUCCGCCCCCAAUCGACGGACCUUUGUGAUCAAGCAACCCAUCGGUGUCGCAGUCGCCCUCGUCCCCUGGAACUUCCCAGUGGCCAUGAUCUUGCGCAAGGCUGGCGCCGCUUUCGCUGCCGGCUGUACCAUGGUCGUCAAGCCUAGCCCCGAGACACCCCUGACAUGCCUCUCGCUCGCCCACCUAGCUACCAAGGCCGGCUUCGCACCGGGCGUCUUCAAUGUGCUAACCACCAGUCUUGAAAACACCCCGAGCCUCAGCGAAGCCAUGUGUCUGCACCCACUCGUCAAGAAAGUAACAUUUACGGGAUCGACACGCGUGGGCAAGAUUGUGGCAGGCCUGUGCGCAAAGAAUCUGAAGAAAUGCACGCUCGAGCUCGGCGGCAACUGCCCCUUCAUCGUCUUCGAUGACGCUGACCUUGACCAAGCCCUCGCGCAAUUUAUGGCCCUCAAAUGGCGCCAUGCCGGCCAGGCUUGUAUUUCAGCCAACCGCCUGUACGUGCAAUCCGGAGUCUACGACAAAUUCACCGCGAUGCUCGUGGAAAAGACCAAAGCACUAAAAGUUGGCCACGGCGCCACCGCCGGCACGACCAUGGGCCCCGUCACGACUCCGCGCGGUCUGGCGAAGGCCGAAGAACAAGCCGCGGAUGCCAUCAAGCUCGGUGCCAAACUUGCUCUGGGCACAGGGAAAGCGCAUAAGAAUGCCACGGCAGGCGAAGGUGCUGGCACCGGUAAAGGGGUGGGGGGAUAUUUCAUGGACCCCACCGUUUUGACGGAUAUGAAGGCCGAGAUGCUCAUGAGCCGUGAAGAGACGUUCGCACCUGUCUGUGGCGUGUAUAAGUUCGAAAAGGAAGAAGAGGCUGUGCGUUGGGCGAAUGAUACGUCCAUGGGUCUGGCGAGUUAUGCCUUCACCAAGAAUGUCGAUCGGUUAUGGAGGAUGUUGGAGAAUUUGGAGGCAGGCAUGAUUGGUUUGAAUACCGGCAACUCAUCCGCGGCCGAAUCUCCAUUCGGUGGUAUCAAAGAGAGUGGCUAUGGUAAGGAAUCUGGCAAAGACGUCGCGGUUAAUGAAUACUUGAUCUCCAAGACCGGCACGUUCACUAUUGAGGGACAGUAUUAG